AUGAAAAGAAAAAAGAAAAAAAGAAAACGAAACCAAAGAAAUGGUAAAUCAGUUUGGUUUGAUUCAGGUGCUGGCUAUCCAAUAGCUGGGGAAGUUGUUGAUUUGACACGAACUCGUAUAUCAAUUAAAUCACUUCUUAAUGGAAAAAUAUUUGCUUUUGCAAAUGAUGAUACAAAUCGAGUUGUUUCACGUAUACCAUUACCACCUGAAGGUGUUAAUGAUAUGAUAACAAUGAGUGAUUUAAGUGAAGCUUCUAUUCUUUGGAAUAUCAAAGUUCGAUAUGAUUAUCGACAAUUUUAUACAUAUAUUGGUAGUAUACUUGUUGCUGUCAAUCCAUAUUAUAUGUAUCAUGAUAUGUAUUCAACAGAUUAUGUACGAAAAUAUGAAAAUACUUUAGUUCUUCAUACAUUACCUGCACAUAUUUUUGCUACGGCAUCAAUAGUACACAGUAAAAUGCUUUCAGAUAAAAUGAAUCAAUGUGUUGUAAUAAGUGGUGAAAGUGGUGGUGGAAAAACUCAAAGUACAAAAUUAAUUAUGAAUUAUUUAGCAGCAGUUAAUCCAGGCAAAUAUAAAGUAAUUACUGAACAAAUUCUUGAAGCAUCACCAUUACUUGAAUCAUUUGGAAAUGCUAAAACAGUUCGUAAUGAUAAUUCAUCACGAUUUGGAAAAUAUAUUGAAAUUUAUUAUUCUCAAAAAUCUAUAGUUGGAGCUAAAUUAUCGGAUUUUCUUUUGGAAAAAAGUCGUAUUGUAACGCAUUCAAAUGAUGAAAGAAAUUAUCAUGUUUUCUACGAAUUACUCGAAGGAUUUGAUACUGAAGAAAAACGUAAAUAUGGUUUAACAACACCAGAAAAAUAUUUUUAUCUUAAUCAAGGUGCUUCAAUGGCUAUAUCAAGUAAAUCAGAUGCACAUGAUUUUCAAUCAUUAUUAACUGCUAUGAAAAUUCUUAAUUUUACAAAAAAUGAACAAGAAACAAUAUUUAAAAUUCUUGCUGCUAUUUUACAUCUUGGAAAUAUUUAUUUUUCACGUACAGUUGAUGAUCCUGGUCAUGAUUUAAUACAAAUAAGUUCGAAAACUGAAAUUGAAUGGUGUUCACAUUUACUUGCACUUAAUGAUCAAGGUCUUUUACAAAAAUUAACACAUAAAGUUACAGAAGCUCGUGAUGAACGUCUUUUAUCGCCAUUUAAUCUUGAACAAGCACUUGAUUCACGAGAUGCUAUUGCUAAAGCUCUUUAUUCAACAUUAUUUAGUUGGCUUGUAGCACGUAUCAAUCAAAUAGUUCGUGUAAAUAAUAAUGUUGAUAAUAGUAUUGCAAUUUUGGAUAUAUUUGGAUUUGAAAAUUUUUCAACAAAUAGUUUUGAACAAUUGUGUAUUAACUAUGCUAAUGAAGCAUUACAAUUUCAUUUUAAUAGACAUGUAUUUAAACUAGAACAGGAAGAAUAUGCAAAAGAAAAACUUGCAUGGAAGAAAAUUGACUUUGCUGAUAAUACUGAUUGUCUUGAUUUAAUUGGUAAAAAGCCAAAUGGAAUUUUACAAAUUCUUGAUGAUGAAAGUAAUUUUCCAAAGGCAACUGAUCAAUCAUUUCUACAUAAAUGUCAUCGUGUUCAUGAAUCAAAUCGUUUAUAUGGUAAACCACGUUUAUUAAAAACAACUUUUAGUAUCCGACAUUAUGCAGGUGACGUUGAAUAUGAUGUACAUGGAUUUCUUGAUAAAAAUCGUGAUUUAUUACGCAGUGAUGUUAUUGAUUUAUUUUCAUCAAGUCGCAAUGAAAUCUUAGCUAAUAUGUUUCGUGAUAUACGUGAAGUCUAUGAAUCUCAUCGUGGUUUUCAUUUUAAAACAGGUCGUUUUAUAACAAUGAAAGCUAAAACACCAACUGUAUCAGCAAAAUUUUCUGAUAGUUUAUCAAAUUUAAUUGAUACAAUGACACGUUGUCAACCAACAUUUAUUCGUUGUAUUAAACCAAAUAAUGAUAAAACACCUAAUAAAUUAGAAUUAUCUGUUGUACUUGAACAAUUACGUAAUACAGGAAUGCUUGAAACUGUACGAAUAAGAAAAUUAGGUUUCCCACGUCGUUAUUCAUUUGAACAAUUUGCUAAACGAUAUCGUUGUUUAAUGCCACAAUCAAAUGAUAAUACCGAUCCAAAAGAAAUAACAAUACAUAUUUUAAAUAAUUUUCCACCAAAAUUUACUUCAAAAUAUCAAAUAGGAAUUGCAAAAGUUUUUAUGCGUGAAUCACUUGAAUAUCAUCUUGAAAAAGAACGUUCAUUAAUAUUAAAUGAAGCAGCAUCAACAAUUCAACGUACAAUAAAAGGUUAUAUUCAACGAAAAAAUUUCGAAAAACAACGUCAUGCAAUUCUUAUUCUUCAAAGACAAUAUCGUCAUUGGAUUGAUAAUAAAAAGUAA
Messenger RNA from Rotaria sordida, 2400 nucleotides. The record is from the annotation of a GenBank genome assembly. NCBI's taxonomy places the organism in Eukaryota, Metazoa, Rotifera, Eurotatoria, Philodinida, Philodinidae.